Molecule: messenger RNA, 2923 nt
Organism: Styela clava
Lineage: Eukaryota; Metazoa; Chordata; Ascidiacea; Stolidobranchia; Styelidae
Source: RefSeq, a predicted model, not a curated record
ACUAGUUUUAGAUAUAAACGCCGUGCUUUUCUUCUUAGUUCCUUUUGGUUGUUUUCGUUAUUUAAAUAGACUAUUUUUGUUUUGUUUUCUUGUAUCCUGGAAAGAUGGCGACUUUCGUUAAUUUUUUGAUAUGUUUUCUGCUGCUUUCAUCCGCACCAACCUUAGGAAACUCUGAGAAAGACCCGGUGUCUGCUACCACUGCUGCAUUUGACGUACGGGGGGCAAACGACGAGGUUACAGUGAUACCAAGUGCUGAGGCCAGGGUCGGAGACAGCGAUCACGACGACGAUGCAUCCACUGCUACCCCUGCGGUUGCUGGUGUUAGGGUUGGCAAUGAUGUGGCCACGACAUCGUCUGCCGAAUCUUACGAAAAUCGAAAUGCUAAUGACCCUGAAUCGAUUACUGCAAUUCCUUCCGAAAGCAGAGAGGGUGGCGACUACGAGUCGACUGCUACGAUGGCUUCCGAAAGCAGAGAGGGCCGCGACAGAGAGACGACUACUGUAAAUUCUUCCGAAAGCAGAGAGGGCAACGACAACGAGGCCAAUACUGCAAUUUCUUCGACUACAGUGUCCAUGGAUGACGAUCAUCAUGGCCCAAUCCAGCAGAGGUCGCACGUGCGUUUUCCAUUCGAAAGCUGUCCUGAAUCUAUGAACGCGGGUUGUGGGGAUGAUCAUGAAUGCCAAAUCGUGAUCGACAUCCGGACUGGGGAUGAAAAAGAAUAUCACUGCAUCAAAAAAGAUUGCGGAAAAAAACGAUGCAGUAACAAUGGACACUGUGUUGGAAGCAGCGGAUGCUUUUGUGACGAAGGUUUCUCCGGAAAUAAUUGCUCUGUCGCGGAUGUUCGUAAGGGUGAAGAAGGGCCCGAUGAAAAAAAGAAGGAAAGCGAUCUCUCUGAAUGCAUGAACAAGUGUCCUUUGGAACAGAGAUGUGUCAUCAAAAAUGACGAGGUUACCUGCUUGUCUUAUGCAUGCAAACCGAAUCCAUGUAAGAAUGGCGGGGCUUGCAAAGAGUCCGCCAACAAAGGGGAAUUCAAAUGCGAAUGUACAAAAGACUACGUGGGAGAUCAAUGCGAGAACAAGCCUGGUCGUCCGGUUGUGGGUGUGCGAAGUGGGUCGGCAUGGGACCAGAAAAACAAAGGCAUUUCUACUGUAUUUGAUCGGUGUUCUGUAGCUCCGAGUCCAUGCAGUACAGGCGAAAGAUGCGAGAUGGUGAAUUCGCGUGUAGUUUGCUCAGCACCCUAUUGCACACCAGAUACUUGCAGCGGACGAGGAACUUGUGUUGAAGACAGAAGUAGUUAUAGAUGCGUUUGUCAAAACGGAUACAAAGGUCUUCAUUGUGAAAAUAGCUUAGAAAAAUUCACUGGACCUUGCAAUCCGAAUCCUUGUAAAGGGGACUGCACUUGCCGUGAGUCAUGCCAGCACGAAUACGGGUACUAUUGCGCCAGCGAAGGUGGAUACAUGGGAAAGAAUUGUACCAUACAGGUACCAAGAAUUCGAUGCGGUCAGCGAAGUAUUUCGGUAGAUAUUCCAGAGGCUCUCUAUGCAGAGUUCGACAAAGGAAUGAGAAACACCAUUUUCUACCUGGCGCAGUCCUCGAACUCCGGGAGCAGACAGUGUGAAGCGGUCAAUGUUGGUGGUGUGUUUCACUAUGAUGUUCCAUUGCCGUUUAUCAGCUGUGGUACGAGUCGUCGCAGAAUGUCGGAUGCUCUAGUUGUGAAAAAUCGUGUUUUCAUGGAUAGGAGAAGUACCCUAUUUAGCAUGCCAGUACCCAUCUUGGACUUCGAAUGCAGAUAUGAACGGGAGUACAGAUUGGUAACAUCCAUAAAACCAUUGGUGACUCAACCAGAACUGAUUACAAAAUAUGGCCAGUUUGCACCAGAGGUUGAAUUAUGCAAGGUAUCGUCUUGUCAGUCGGAUUGCCCUGAGAAAUUCCAGGUUAAUAUGGGAGCUGUGUACACAGUCGGAGAAAAGAUACAAUUGAGCGCUACAGCACUACCACAGAACGGUUUUAUGGAUUAUGUGACGACCAUCGCAGACAUGAGAUUAUCUUGCACAGCAAGCCCUGGAAACUCGGCUGGGUUGAGCUUGAUAGCUGACGGAUGCCCUGCAAAUUCCGGACUCUCGACAACUUAUGAAAUUGGACAUCGCGCCUGUGUCUCCUUUCAGACACCCCGUGCUCUUGGAUGCGAAACUGCAUACAUACACUUGCACCUCCAAUUGUGCAGCCCGUCGGAAUUGCAAACAUGCGCCGGCGGAAUGCAAAAGUGUGUACCAAUUGCUGGUAGAAAGCGCAGAUCUUUAGCUGAAAUCAACAAGAAUGGUUACGUUUUCGUUGGACCUCUAGUCAUCAUCAAUGGGAGUGAAGGUGUUGAGAAAAUGAUUUUGUAUCCCGAAGCAUCGGCGAAAGCUCCCGUUUACGUCAACGAGAUCGAAGUGGACGAGAUACCCUCCGUUGAACGUCGCAGUAACGUUACUAGACCGGAAGCUGUCGACGGAAACAACGUUACUAUUGUUGCAAUACUGGUCCCAGUGGCUCUCGUCGUCGUCUUCUACAUCCUGCUUAUGUACUCUUGGCAGAAAUCAACCUCGCGUCUUCGUUCCUCCUUUACUGUAAAAAGGCCAUUGAUAAGAAAUUCCAGAUUCAAUCUUGGCAGUAACUCGUCGGAUGAUAGCAUACUCUGUGAAGUUUCACAAGAUUGCUGCAACUUGGAACCGAAUUCCACUGUCCUCACUUCCGUAGAUUUGUGCAAAUGCGGAUUGCCGAAUUGCGACUGCAGGGCUUAUUGAAUUAAUUUCUCAUUUGAUAUGCAAUUUAUCUUUCUGCAUCUGAACUAGAGGAGUUUAUGGAUUAUUUGUUUCGUUAUACAUUUAUAAACUAUGUUCAUUUCUCUGUGUUAAUAAAUCUUCAAACACUAUUACGGUUA